Kogia breviceps (pygmy sperm whale) is the source of this 1453-nucleotide messenger RNA. RefSeq names its product leucine rich repeat containing 38 (gene LRRC38). Gene Ontology annotation, cellular component: voltage-gated potassium channel complex. Gene Ontology annotation, molecular function: voltage-gated potassium channel activity; transmembrane transporter binding; potassium channel activator activity. Lineage: Eukaryota; Metazoa; Chordata; Mammalia; Artiodactyla; Physeteridae. The record is from RefSeq and is a predicted model, not a curated record.
AUGCGCCCCCGCGCCGCCCCCCGCGCCCCCGCCGGCGCCGCCGCCGCGCUGGGGCUCUGCAGCCUCCUGCUGCUGCUGCCGCCAGGACCCGCGUGCCCCGCGGGCUGCGCCUGCACCGACCCGCACACCGUGGACUGCCGCGACCGCGGGCUGCCCAGCGUGCCCGACCCCUUCCCCCUGGACGUGCGCAAGCUACUGGUGGCCGGUAACCGCAUCCAGCACAUCCCCGAGGGCUUCUUCAUCUUCUACGGCGACCUGGUCUACCUGGACUUCAGGAACAACUCACUGCGCUCUCUGGAGGAGGGCACGUUCAGCGGCUCGGCCAAGCUCGCCUUCCUCGACCUCAGCUACAACAACUUGACCCAGCUGGGCGCCGGCGCCUUCCGUUCGGCCGGGAGGCUGGUCAAGCUGAGCCUGGCUAACAACAACCUGGCGGGCGUGCACGAGGCCGCCUUCGAAACCCUGGAGUCGCUGCGGGUGCUGGAGCUCAACGACAACAACCUGCGCAGCCUCAGCGUGGCCGCCCUGGCCGCGCUGCCCGCGCUGCGCACCCUGCGCCUGGACGGGAACCCGUGGCUCUGCGACUGCGACUUCGCCCACCUCUUCUCGUGGAUCCAGGAGAACGUGUCCAAGCUGCCCAAAGGCCUUGACGAAAUCCAGUGCUCCCUGCCCGUGGGGAACAGGAGGAUAUUCCUGCAAGAGCUGUCGGAGGCCAGCUUCAGCGAGUGCAAGUUCAGCCUCUCCCUCACAGACCUGUUCAUGAUCAUCUUCUCUGGCGUGGCUGUGUCCAUCGCCGCCAUCAUCUCCAGCUUCUUUCUGGCCACCGUGGUGCAGUGCUUCCAGAGGUGCGCCCCCAACAAAGACACUGAGGACGAAGAUAAGGAUGAGGACGACUGAGCCGCCCGCACCCCUUUUCCUCGCUCUCCAGAACCCCAGCCGGUGGCUCUCCUCCGAGGAAAAGGCUGAAAACGGAGAAGAAUUGACCAUCGGUGACCAGAGCGGUGCCUGCUCUGAGCCUUGCCCCCUGGGCGCACCCGCUGAGACCUCUGAUCUCAGAGUUUAGAAUCCACAGAGUGAAGGAGCCCAGGAAGGAUGCCCCGAGGAGAGCUUGCCUUCCGGCCUGAGGUGCGUGUGGGGAGAAGAUGACCGAGUCAGGUUUCAGAGCUGACAGCUGCAAACAGCGCAGGGGAUGUGAGGACUGGCGGCUCUCACCUGCAAAGAUGACUUUGUUCUGUCCAUGUCUCUGACCCGGACCGCAGGACCAGGCAGCUUCUCCUGCCUCCUGAGAGGCAGCAGCCUAGACGGUGGCGAUUGGAGUUCAGGUCCGUCUCCAUGGGAGCAGGACUUCUGCCCCUUCUGGAAUAGGCUUCGGCCACCUUGGGGUGUAACGCAGAGAACAACCCCAUUUCUGGCUAAAAUGGCACCGAGUAAAAAGCUAAGACCUGGCCAAAGG